Messenger RNA from Cyprinodon tularosa, 2035 nucleotides. RefSeq names its product haloacid dehalogenase-like hydrolase domain containing 2 (gene hdhd2). The coding region runs from base 67 to 846 and encodes 259 amino acids. The record is from RefSeq and is a predicted model, not a curated record. Gene Ontology annotation, biological process: dephosphorylation. The transcript is spliced from 10 exons. Lineage: Eukaryota; Metazoa; Chordata; Actinopteri; Cyprinodontiformes; Cyprinodontidae. Gene Ontology annotation, molecular function: phosphatase activity.
GAAAACAGACGAAGAAGAAAGAUCAACAGGAAGAAGGAAGAGAUCUUCUGCAGUAAGACCUCCAGAAUGGCAGGGAGACGGGCUCUGAAGGCUGUGCUCAUCGAUCUCAGUGGAACUCUCCACAUAGAGGACACUGCAGUACCUGGAGCGCAGGACGCCCUCAACAGGCUACGACAAGCAUCUGUUGCUGUGAGGUUUGUUACCAACACCACCAAGGAAAAUAAGAGGAACUUACUGGAGCGACUGCAGAAACUCAACUUUGAACUCCAGGAAAAAGAAAUUUUCACGUCUCUAAGUGCAGCGAGAAGUUUGUUGGAGCAGAAAGAACACAGGCCGCUGCUGCUGGUGGAGGACAGCGCGCUGGAGGACUUCACUGGAAUCGACACAUCAGAGCCAAACGCGGUCGUCAUCGGCCUCGCUCCUGAUCAUUUCAACUACCAAACCCUCAACAAGGCUUUCAGAAUGGUUUUGGAUGGAGCUCCUCUUAUUGCCAUUCAUAAGGCUCGUUACUACAAACGUAAAGAUGGUUUGGCCCUUGGCCCUGGGCCCUUUGUGACAGGACUAGAGUAUGCCACGGACUGUAAAGCUAAAGUAGUGGGAAAGCCUGAAGAGUCAUUUUUCACACAGGCAUUGUCUGGUCUCGGAUGCAGUCCUAAUGAAGCUGUCAUGAUAGGAGACGAUGCCAGAGAUGAUGUAGGCGGGGCUCAGAACGCAGGAAUGUUGGGUAUUCUGGUCAGAACAGGUAAAUACAGAGACGGAGAUGAGAAGAAAAUUGACCCGCCUCCUUACCUGACAUGCAACAGUUUUCCUGACGCAGUCGAACACAUCCUGCAGAAUAUGCUAUAAAUCACCAUUGGCUGCUACCCUCCAAUCUCAUUUGCAUAAACUCUCCCACUUUGCAACAACUCUGUUGUUUCUCUGCUCUAAAAUUUUUCUGAAGGAAUAUUUGUUAAACGAAUAUUAAAGCUAAUGUACUGUGAUCAAUUUACAAAUCAUUUUAAACUCAGAAGAGAAAUCUUUGAGCAUUUUGCACAUUUAAAAAAACACACGCAUGCUACUUGAUUUAUACUCUUAAAAAAAGAAGGCAAACAUUUUUUUUUUUUGCAAUAUGCUUCUGUUCUGCUCAACAUACCAAAACACCCUCAUGAAGAAAUUAAAUAUCUGUGGUAUUAUAAUACAAAGUAGUAAGAAACGAAAAAUAAAAAGGUUUAAAAAAGAAAAAAAAUUUCCAGUUUGGAGCAUUAUUUUCAUCCUGACAGUCAAACCGACUUGUGUUUCCUCUCCCAGGCUGUGUAUCUGUCCAUCAGGUUUUGGGCUGACGGUUUAGUGUCUGUUAGAACCUCCAGGAAAUCUGAUGUUGUCACUGUUCCCAGCUCGAUGAUGGGCAUGUCUGUGUCUGCUGUGGAUGAGAAUCACAGCAACCUGAACAGUUGAAGGGAUCACCAUUUAGAAAUGUGUGGGAAUUUUUUUAUUCACCAUCAUGAUGCGACUCCAGAGCAUCAAAAAUCUUGCGAACUGGUCUCAUGGCGGCUUCCUUACACGUUAAUCUGAUAUCAGAGCCAGAGUAUCCCUCCAUCUGCUGUGUCAGAACAAAAAAAUUAAACUAUUUUAUUCCUGAUUUAAAUAUAUCUCAUAAUAUGAAUGCUGAUAUUUGCCUGUAAGCUAUAACUCACCUCUGCUAGCUCUUUGUAGUCUAAUUCAGUCUGUAGUUUCACACCUCCAAGGGAGCUGAGGGGAGGCAGCCAAUGAGAGAUCAUGGCUUGGCGAGCUGCUGAGGAGGGAAGAUUCACUAGAAUCCUUUUCUCUAACCUCCUCAACAUCCCGUGGUCCAGCUCCCUGAAACAAGAGAAAGAGGGAAAAAAAACAGCUGAUAUCUUUAUCAUCUCACUUACGAAGAUCUUAAUUUUUUUUUCAUGAUUUAACCUCAGACAAUUUUAUUUGGAUUUUAUUGGAUAGAUCAACAUAAACUUGAGCAGAAUUGUUGAGUGGGGGGAAAAAAGGUUCUAACAGAGCUUUUGAUCUUUGAAAAAAAACA